ACACGCGUUGGGCUACGCAUGGCCCCCCAUCGGUGGUCAACAGCCACCCCAUUCCAUCGGACCCUGAGGGCCAGUUCGUUGUGGUUCACAACGGCAUCAUCACGAACUACAACAUCAUGAAGGACUUCUUGAUAAAGCACGGCGAGACGUUUGCGACGGAAACGGACACGGAGGUAAUCCCCAAGCUUUGCACGUUCGUGUACGACCGGCUGUCUGAAAAGGUGCCCUUUCCCAAGCUGGUGAUGGAGGUGCUGAAGAAGCUGGAGGGCGCCUACGCGGUGCUGGUCAAGAGCACCCACUACCCAGGCGAGCUGGUUGCCUGCAAGCGCGGCAGUCCCAUGAUCCUGGGCAUCAAGGAGGAGCCGGGCGCGCGCAGCACCUCCUUCAACCGCCUGCACGACGCGGCGGACACCAAGUGGCGCCGCGAGGCACUCGAGUGCUUCAUCGCCUCGGACGCCUCGGCCGUCAUCGAGCACACCAAAAAGGUGAUUGUGCUGGAGGACAACGAUGUGCUGCACCUGUGCGGCGGCGGGUACGGCAUCUACAACACGGAGGGUGGCAACGUGGAGGAGGCGGUGCCGCGGGUGCUGCUCACGCUGCAGCUGGAGGUGGAGCAGAUCAUGAAGGGCGGCUACGACCACUUCAUGCAAAAGGAGAUCCACGAGCAGCCCGAGUCGCUGCUGCAGACCAUGCGCGGCCGCGUGCAGUUCCAGCGCCCCGCCGUGGGCAACCCCUACCUCACGCCGCGCGUCAAGCUGGGCGGGCUGGUGGAGCACGGCCCCACCAUCCGGCGCUGCCGGCGGCUGAUGCUGGUGGCGUGCGGCACCUCCUUCCACGCCUGCCUGGCGGCGCGGCAGACGCUGGAGGAGAUGUGCGAGGUGCCGGUGGUGCUGGAGCUGGCCAGUGACUUCCUGGACCGGCGCUGCCCGAUCUUUAGGGAUGACACGUGCGUGUUCCUGUCCCAGAGCGGUGAGACGGCGGAUACGCUGCGGUCGCUGGAGUACGCCAAGUCGCACGGGGCGCUGUGCGUGGGCAUCACCAACACGGUCGGCAGUGCCAUCUCCCGCAUGACCCACUGCGGCGUGCACCUGAACGCCGGCUACGAGAUCGGCGUCGCCUCCACCAAGGCCUACACCUCGCAGAUCCUGGCGGUCACCAUGAUGGCGCUGCAGCUGGCGGAGGACAGCAUCAGCAAGCGGGAGCGGCGGGACUGCAUCAUUGACGAACUGGGCCAGCUGCCCGGCAAGGUGCGCAGCGUGCUAAUGCUGGACAGCGCCAUGCGGCAGUUGGCGGAGCAGCUGCGCUCCGCAACCAGCCUGCUCUUCUUCGGGAGGGGGUACAACUACGCCACGGCGCUGGAGGCGGCACUCAAGGUGAAGGAGGUUGCGCUGAUCCACAGCGAGGGCAUGCUGGCGGGCGAGAUGAAGCACGGCCCGCUGGCGCUCGUGGACAAGCACCUACCCAUCGUGGUCAUUGCGACACGGGACGGCAUGUAUAAGAAGAUGGAGAGCGUCAUCCAGCAGCUGCUGGCGCGCGACGCGCAGCUCUACAUCCUCUGCAACGAGAACGACGAGAGCAUGAAGCAGUACGAGGCCAGGGGCUGCAAGCUCAUACAGGUCCCCGAGACAGUGGACUGCUUGCAACCGGUCAUCAACAUCGUACCGCUGCAACUGCUGUCGUACCACCUGACCGUACUACGUGGACUAAACGUUGACCAGCCUCGCAACCUCGCCAAAAGCGUCACUGUUUCGGAGGAGCACUGAGGGAUGAGGAGGAGUGGGCUAUCUGCGAGGGUAUCCCUAGUGCAGCCCGAUGCUUGUCAGGGAUUGAGCCCGGACGCUUGCAUUGGAUGCUAUGAGGACUUGAGGCUCUUGGGUGCAUGGGGCUUGGGGAGGGGGCAGCAUUGGAUGGGAGGGCAUGGAAAAAAGGGUACUUGCAUUCUUGUUUGAAAGCUUGGAUUGGAUUGAAAAGCUUUGUCUGUACUGAGCAUUGUCUGCGUGGGGCUUGCUGUGCUGGAGUGGACUGCUUCGGAAGUAAUGGCAUUGAUGCCGAGAAAGGGGAUGACAGCCACUUAAACUGAGGGCCCCUAUGACCCUGCACUGAUCACGUGGGGCCAAAGGGUUGAACCGUUAACCAGACGACACCAUAACCAGGUGCAUUGAGAUGCCCCUUGGGGUAUAUACACAUGUGCGUACUAAGCCAGGGUCGGGAGAUGGCGUAUUGUAUUCAUCAGCGUGACCGGUUGCGUGCUGGCAACCGGUGCAAGCUCUGCUUGCUUCUCAGCUAGUGGUCCCUGUUCGUGUGGUGCAGAACAUUUGACAACCGGUCCCAAAGUUUAGCCGCUACUGUGGAAGGGUCGUUGACCGCAUGUGAGCCGCACAGGGACCCUGCCGUCGUCAUGUGGUGCGAAACGAUUUGGCGGGCUUCAUAUAGGAGCCCUUUGCUAGGUUCUCAUUUGUCUGGGUUGACCACGUGUGGUUACAUUACCAAGGCAGCAGGCCAGGGGCUUGGAUUUCCUAGCCACGGCAUAGUGCAGCUGCAGACGGUGGUACGCGCGUACGUCAUAGUUCUUUUGUGUCCAGUGGGCGCGGUGCAGGCAUGGACCUUCGUGGGCUACGUGAUACCCCGGAUAGAGCUCGUAUUGUGGACAUAAGUGGGUGCUGGCUGAGCAAGCAUGAGUGUUGGACAUUUGUCCUCUGACAUGACAUGUGUAUCCAUACC
Molecule: messenger RNA, 2721 nt
Organism: Astrephomene gubernaculifera
Lineage: Eukaryota; Viridiplantae; Chlorophyta; Chlorophyceae; Chlamydomonadales; Astrephomenaceae
Source: the annotation of a GenBank genome assembly